AUGUCGAACAGAAAACGUCAGAAAACAACAAGGAUCAGUCAAGAGAGUCAAAUUUUAACAGCUACAAAAUUUGAAGCUUUACCAAAUGAGUUGAUAUUAAUGUGUUUUAAUUAUAUUGAUUUCUAUCAAUUAUAUGAAACAUUUUUUUGUUUAAAUCCACGUUUCAACAAAUUAAUUCUAUAUGAUGCAAAAAUUCAUGUUGAUUUUGGUGCAAUUCCAAGUGGAAAAUUUUUAACAUUUUGUUUUAAUUUAAAUCAAUUAACAAAUACAAAUAAAAAUUAUCCAUUAUCAAUUCGAGCUGAUGAUGAAUAUCAAUUUAAUAUAUUUUUCGAAGAUGACUUAUUCAAAGAUAAAUUUUCUAAACUAAAAUCAUUAAUAAUAAAUAAUAUAAAAAUUGCAACAUUAAGUAACAUAAUAUUUGAUGAAAAGAUAAAAUUAAAUGAAACAUUAGAACGAUUAAGUUUAAUGGAAGAUAUCAGUGGAGAAGACUAUGAAAUUCAAGAAUUAUGUAAUAAUUUAAUAUCAUCAAAAAUGAAAUCAUUAAAAUAUUUGAAUUUGAAUUUUGAAAUAUAUGAGUGUGAAUGUGAACAUGAUGUCUACGAACCUAAAGCUUAUGUUGAUUUGAAUUUUGAAGAAUUAUCGAUAAGAGAAAACUCAUUAAAUAAUUUAAAAACAAUUAUUAUUGGUUAUAUUCCUAAAAAUGAUCGUGAUUUUGCAACAACAAGAAUAUCGUUUUAUUCAUUGGCUGAAAAGUUAUUACCUUGUCUACCAAAAUUAAAAAAUUUAAUUAUAAAUUCAGUUUAUUUAGAUCUAUAUGAUUAUCAAUAUUAUAAACGUAAAACAUCGUCAAUUGAAGAAAAAAAAUUUGUUAUUUCAUCAAAUUUAAAAUUAAUUAAAAUUUGGAUCAUUAUGAAUAAAUACAAAAAAGAUGAUAACAAAAAACUUCAAAAGAUGUUACGAAAUUAUUUUUUGAAUAACAAUUCAACAACAAUUAAAAUAUUUACUAUUAACAAUAAAAAUGUUUUAAGAAAAAAAUUUUAG
This is a messenger RNA of Rotaria sordida, 1041 nucleotides long. The record is from the annotation of a GenBank genome assembly. NCBI's taxonomy places the organism in Eukaryota, Metazoa, Rotifera, Eurotatoria, Philodinida, Philodinidae.